GCUGUGCAAAAAUCUUGCCAAAUUUCUUAAAUUCCACUGAUAUAGGUAUUUAAAGUUAGUCGAAUUAAUACCAACGCAAUGAAACUGGUAAAAAUAUAUUUACGGUAUUAUCCACCAGGUAUUGCUCUUAAUUAUCGAAAACGAAAUGUCGAUGAGACGAAAAUGAUCGAUCUAUUCGAUCUGACACCCAGCUGUGAUCUAUCGGCUCUAACGAAGAAGAUCGCCUUGACUGAGCCAAUGAUAACGCAAGAAAUAUUCCCACAAGUAACGGAAAUCCUGGAAAAGCUACAGAAAAAACUAAAGGAACCUGUCAAAACCAAAUUCUAUCUCUUCAAAACGCUUCAAACGCACAUUCUUCCACUGACAAACGUGGCCUUCGAUAAAUCCGGGAAAAAAUGCAUUACUGGAUCAUAUGACCGAACCUGCCGGAUAUGGAAUGUGGACAGCGGAGAUGAAGAAAACGUUCUCAAAGGGCAUGAGAAUGUAGUAUUUUCUGUAGCAUAUAAUUAUCCCAAAUGCGAUCGCAUUCUCACUGGAUCAUUCGAUAAAACGGCCAAAAUUUGGAAUCCCACCUCGGGUAACUGUUUGAACACCUUAUGGGGACACACGGCUGAAAUCGUGGCUGCCGAGUUCAACCCUAAUCAAGGAGAACAGGUCGUAACAUGUAGCAUGGAUAAAACGGCUCGUGUAUUCCAUUCGGAAACAGGUCAAGAAAUACAGCUGCUGAGUGACCACCGGGCGGAAGUUAUUUCGGCGCGAUUCAAUAAGGAUGGAAAUCUACUACUAACGGCGUCUUUCGAUGAAACUGCCAUUAUCUGGGAUUUGAGAAUGAAAGAACAUGUCAUAGUCGUCAAAGGUCAUGAAGCAGAGUUGAGUAAUGCCAUUUGGAAUUUCCAAUGCACUAAUAUAGCCACCAGUUCGCUGGAUAAAACAGCCAGACUUUGGGACGUUCGUAAUCUAGAAUGUUGCCAAGCAGUGGCAAGCCAUAAGGAUGAAGUUCUGGAUGUAGCGUUCAACUGUACCGGAUCUCGACUAGCAACGGGAAGCGCUGAUUGCACUGCAAAAAUAUGGGAUGUCACCGGUAAUUUUGAGUUGGUUACCAUAAUGGCAGGUCAUACCGAUGAAGUAUCUAAGGUAGCGUUCAGCCCUCCGGGAGGAUUGCUUCUCACAGCAUCUGCUGAUAAGACAGCCCGGAUCUGGAACUCUGUAACGGGUAUAUGCACUCAAACAUUGGCAGGACACGACGGAGAGGUAUUUUCUUGUUCGUUCAAUUACUGUGGAGAUGCCAUCAUUACCGCAUCGAAGGACAACACUUGUAAGAUAUGGAGAUGAUACGACUGGUUCUCGGGGCAAGCCUUUAAAGUAUGUAACUGUAUGAACGUUAUCUCUAACUUCAAGCAUCUGAAACUAUAACGCCAAGAGGAUGGCAGAAUGAAUGUCAUUCAUCAAAGGAC
Messenger RNA from Ochlerotatus camptorhynchus, 1454 nucleotides. RefSeq names its product dynein assembly factor with WD repeat domains 1-like. Lineage: Eukaryota; Metazoa; Arthropoda; Insecta; Diptera; Culicidae. Bases 79 to 1332 code for a protein of 417 amino acids. Gene Ontology annotation, molecular function: protein binding. The transcript is spliced from 6 exons. The record is from RefSeq and is a predicted model, not a curated record.